GCCUUCAACCCCAGACCGGUGUGUAGUGCUUUGUGUGUGGCAUGGGCAGCACUGGGCAGGGUUUGUGUGAGGUGCUAGGUGGGUCCUGGCGUCUGCUCCACUCUUGCCAAACGCUGCGUGUCCAAGGUCUGUGUGCAUGUUUUCCUAUUGCUGCGGAACACCCUGCCCGCCCUUGCAGAAAAAGAGUCUUUUGUGCAGCACCCUUUAAAGGGCGGCUCGUCCCAUUCAGGUUCUCUCUCCUGGUGCCAGGUUGCAGGCAGGUUUAUCGCGGCAUCACCAUGAAGUCCAUCCCCUGCCUCUUGUUGGUGGCCUUGUCCUUCCUGGGGGCUUUGGGGCAGGCUCCAAGGCAAAAGCAGGGAAGCACCGCGGAGGAAUUCCAUUUCCAGACUCGAGGGAGAGAUUCCUGCACUGCGCGCACCAGCAGCUCGGGGCAAGGCGCUGGGGAAGCCCGGCUUCGCGUCGACUGCCACAACCAAACCCAGCCAUACUGGUGCGAGUAUAGCGGGCGGCCCGGGGUGUGCCAGGCCUUCGUGGCUGACCCCAAGCCUUACUGGAACCAAGCCCUGCAGGAGCUGAGGCGCCUCAGCCACGCGUGCCAGGGAACCCCGGUACUGAGGCCGUCUGUGUGUCAGACGGCCGGGCCCCAGGCGCACAUGCAGCAGGUGGCUUCCAGCCUCCAGGGUGGCCCAGCGCCCAAGCAGCACCCCGGGACUGCCAAGGCUGGGAAGCCAACUCCCAGGCCCGGGACUCCAGCGAAACCCAUGAAAGCAGUUCAGCUGGGAAAAGACUCCGUGAACCACCUGGAACAAGCCAAACCCACCACCCAACCCACGGCCAAGGGUACCCAGGCUGGACCCACGUCUGCAGGGAAAGAGGAAGCAGAGAAGAAGGCCUGGGAGCGCUGUUGGAAGCCCCUCCAGGCCCUGUGUGCCUUUCUCAUCAGCCUCUUCCGAGGGUGAAACGAGCUGACUCCAGGAGAGGGAAUGAUCUCAUCCUAUAGUAACGCUUUCAAUCUGAUGUUCUCACACUGGAUGGAAGGAAUUUCUAAUCAGAACCAACUGCACAAAUUCCUGAUCUGCAGCAUCUCUGAAGACUGGGAAAGAAACCUUCCUUUCAGGAGUUUAUGGAGUUCAGCGGUACCAUAGGCAACAGGUGCAGAUGAGCUUAAGAGUGACGGUCACGCACAUCUAUUUUUCAUCUUUAGGAGUUUUGCUUUAUUGAUCUGAGCCUUCUAUGAAAGUUUAAACAUGUAACAUAU
Lemur catta (Ring-tailed lemur) is the source of this 1258-nucleotide messenger RNA. It is a transcript of the gene FGFBP2, whose product is annotated as fibroblast growth factor binding protein 2. Lineage: Eukaryota; Metazoa; Chordata; Mammalia; Primates; Lemuridae. Gene Ontology annotation, biological process: cell-cell signaling. The coding region runs from base 42 to 959 and encodes 305 amino acids. Gene Ontology annotation, molecular function: growth factor binding. The record is from RefSeq and is a predicted model, not a curated record. The transcript is spliced from 2 exons.